AUGGCCGAUCGUGACAGCUUCGAGGCCAACCCUCCGGCGGAGUUUCUCGCCUUGUCGGUAGUGGACCAGAAGUCGAAGCUCAAACGACGCCGAGAGAUUGAGUCGAGAUGGAAUUGCGACAUCCGAGACUGCAUGCCUCUGGAGAUCCGUCCAAGGGUGGCGGCCAUGGGUAGAGGAGCGGCGAAGGCAAAGAUUAGAGAGAAUGUCCCGGUGAAGCCGUGGUGGCAGUGCAGUGUGCGCUUCUUGACGAAACUCGGGAAAAUCGCUGAAAUGACGGUGGACGAUUUGGACUACGCUCAAGAUCUCAUGACUCUGGAGGUCGAAGAACGUCAGAGACGUAUGGGAGCUUCUUCUUCGGUGGCGGAGAUUGUGCUGCAGGACCUUGAUUGCAUCAUAAAGGCAUUGCCGAAGACGCACCAAACUGGCAACCAGAAAACUCCCUCAAUAUACAGUGAUGACGACAGUGAUCUUCAACAGACAGAGGAAACACAAGAGAUCGCACCCCAAGCUCAUCAAAGCAUUGAAGGAGAAGAUGGCGGGGAAGCCAGUCUGGCYGUCGAGACAGAGGUCGGGGAGCAGAACAUCGACAAAAUCUCUUCAACUCCACACAAGCGCCAAAAGCUGGCUCAGCCUGCCAGUCUACUGUCAAAGAUUGCCGCUCUACGGGGCAAGGCGAUGCGACGUGAGCACGAGUCUUACAAGCUGCAAGCAGAGGCGGCGAUGCUCAACUCAGAGGCAGCAAAGCUUGAGGCAGAAGCAUACGAGCACGAAUCCAGCUGGAUCCUCCAAAAGACUGAUUAA
Messenger RNA from Ramularia collo-cygni, 801 nucleotides. RefSeq lists its product as uncharacterized. Bases 1 to 801 code for a protein of 266 amino acids. The transcript has a single exon. The record is from RefSeq and is a predicted model, not a curated record. NCBI's taxonomy places the organism in Eukaryota, Fungi, Ascomycota, Dothideomycetes, Mycosphaerellales, Mycosphaerellaceae.